Molecule: messenger RNA, 1146 nt
Organism: Gastrolobium bilobum
Lineage: Eukaryota; Viridiplantae; Streptophyta; Magnoliopsida; Fabales; Fabaceae
Exons: 1
Coding region: 1-1146 (381 amino acids)
Source: RefSeq, a predicted model, not a curated record
AUGAAAGCCGGACAAGAAAGAAAAGUGUUGAGACUGAAGAAAGCUUUGUAUGGGUUGAAGCAGGCCCCAAGAGCCUGGAACACGAGAAUUGACAAUUACUUCAAGAAGGAUGGACUUGAACAAUGUCCGUAUGACCACGCGCUCUACAUAAAGAAGAAAGGAGGUAAAAUUCUACUUGUUGCUCUAUAUGUUGAUGAUCUGAUUUUCCUGGGUAAUGAUGAAGGAAUGAUUCAAGAUUUUAAGAAGAAAAUGACGAAGGAGUUCGAGAUGAAGGAUCUCGGUCUGAUGAGGUACUUUCUUGGUCUGGAGGUCAGACAAGAAAAAUCCGGGAUCUUCGUCUCUCAAGAAGCCUAUGCAAAAGGAAUUUUAGAGAAGUUCAAAAUGAGUGAUUGCAACCCGGUUUCAACCCCUAUGGAACCCGACGUUAAACUUUCAAGAUAUGAUGGAGGAGAAAAGGUAGAUCCGAGUGUUUAUCGUAGUCUAGUUGGAAGUCUGAGGUACUUGACAUGUACGAGACCAGAUCUAUGUCUGAGUGUUGGAAUAAUAAACCGAUUUAUGGAAGAGCCGAGCUAUACUCAUUGGAAGGCGGCAAAGAGGAUUUUAAGAUAUGUUCAAGGAACAAUUUCGCAAGGACUUCAUUAUUCAAAGUCAAACAAGUACAAGCUAACAGGCUACUCGGAUAGUGACUGGUGUGGAGAUGUGGAUGACAGGAAGAGCACGACUGGCUAUGUGUUCUUCAUGGGAAACACGACGUUUACUUGGGUGUCGAAGAAGGAACCCAUUGUGACCCUGUCUACACGUGAAGCCGAGUAUGUUGCGGCAUCUUGGUGUGUUUCCCAUGCAAUAUGGCUGAGGAAUUUACUAAGCAAGCUGGAGCAAGAGCAAGUCGUCCCAACCGAGAUUCGAGUUGACAACAGAUCAGCGAUCGAGUUAGCAAAGAACCCGGUCAAUCAUGAAAGAAGUAAGCAUAUUGAUGUCAGAUUCCAUUUCAUCCAGGAUCAAGUAAAAGAAGGAAAGGUGGAGCUCAGUCAUGUGGCAAGCCGAGAUCAAGUUGGAGAUAUUUUCACAAAGCCCCUGCCGACAUUGUUGUUUGAGAAUUGCAAGAAGAAGAUGGGAAUGAAGGACGGUAGAGAUAUUAAAGUUUAA